Malurus melanocephalus (red-backed fairy wren) is the source of this 2309-nucleotide messenger RNA. RefSeq names its product chromosome unknown C17orf58 homolog (gene CUNH17orf58). Bases 149 to 1249 code for a protein of 366 amino acids. NCBI's taxonomy places the organism in Eukaryota, Metazoa, Chordata, Aves, Passeriformes, Maluridae. The transcript has 5 exons. Gene Ontology annotation, molecular function: protein binding. The record is from RefSeq and is a predicted model, not a curated record.
UGGUGGAGGCAGCAGCUUGGUCUUGCUCCAGUGGGUUGUCCAGAGAGUGAUUCCCGUUUCCCCUCARGCUGCCUCUCAUUAGCAUGAAUCGGGGGAAGGGCAUAAAAGACUCCGGUUCGUUUUGAGUCUGGAAAAACUUCACUCCGAAAUGACAACCCGAGUGUUGUGGCUCCUCUGCUUUGUCAUUAGAUCAUCUUCUGGAUCCCUUCCCUAUGCUGAGAAACCCAGCCAGGCUCUCAGCAAAGAUGUUUUUAGCUCAGCAGCUGCUGCUCACAGCCAGGUGAAAGYGCCAGCCCGGGGCACGGGCAGUGCCAGUGGGAAUUCCAGGGAAYUCCAGCUCCUGGCAAUGCCAAAGCCCCCGGGAAUCUCCUCCCUCGUGUCGGACAAGAAGAAACGCRCUGAGCUUUCCCUGGAAAACAGCACCGGGCUGAGGAAGCAGCUCCAGCAGCACGGAGGGGUGGUGGAACUGCAGAGCCCGGGCGAGGGGGGCUCUCCUGCUGUCCCAGAGUCCGGCCAGGAGAACAGGAGGCACACGGACCGGCGGCUGGCCGAGGCUGCCAACAGCGUCUGGGCUCGCUCCCUGCACCUCRCACCUGCCCAGACAAAGGUGCUGGCCCUGCUGGAAGCUCAUCCUUCACAAAAUGAUCCCAGCACGCUGCACCUCUUCAACCGGCCAGGGAAGGCAAUGCCCUACAAACAGCCCGAGCCCUUUGUGAGGAUCCCCAAACCCUCGUGGCUCACCAACCGCUGGGCACCCGGCUCCGUGUCCCAGGGAGUGCCCAGGGCAGGUGGGGACCAGGACAAGGCGUGUCUGAGCGAGUGCAGGAAGGAGCGCGAUGAGGAGGAGGCUUUCUGUGCCAGUGAGUUUGCAGUGAAUGGAAUUGUUUAUAACCUGGAAAGCCUGGGGAAUGGARUCCACUGGGUCACCCUCUUGGUGGAUGUGGAUGGAUUGUACAAAAUGAGUCGCCUGUAUGUCACUCCUGACGCCGCCUUCUUCCGAGUUCACAUCCUCGUUGUGGACACUUUAAACUGCAGCAAACCGUGUCCAGACUUUAAACUCGGCAGCAGGUACAUCGUGAUGGGGCACAUCUACCACAAGCGUUGGCAGGUACCCACUGAGCUGCUGCCAGCCCUGCGCGGGCGCCUGCGGCCUGGGGACGGCUGGCUGGGGAGCAGCGGCAGCUAYGCCAGGAGAUUCAACAGGAAAAGGGACCUCAGGGUGCGGGCAGCACGCUCCAAGUGUCCCUAAAUCUCCAGGAGCUCCGUCCAGGAUGUGGGAGCAGCKGGAUCACCCUCAGAGCACACCUGGCUCCCGCCUGGAAACGCCAUCCAACAGCGGCUCUUGUGCUUCAGCAAACGCUGGGUGCCUUGCCCGGGAGCUCAGCACAGGCUGGGCAGCCUUAACUGGCCAGGAAUUUACUCCAGCUGCUUUCAGAGCCGCAGGUUGUUGUAGCUACAGGUUAUUGUAGCUGCAGGUUGUUGUAGCUUCCCCCGCUGCAGCGCGCCCCAACAAUCUGUAGUAACCGUAACGCAAAAUUCCGGCAGCUCCGCGCUCAGUACACAACAACUGCACUUUGAACUCUUCACCUUGAACACAUCAGAUGAUAGCGCAGCUUUAUCCACACAGGAUGUUCACUGUGCUUUCACAGCUCUGCCUAAAGUAUCACAUGCAUUCGAUUUCAGRGAAACCAACAGCACUAAGCACCAUUUGUAUUAUUUUUGCCUCCUCAACCGUGUCCAUGCUACUUCUGAAAAUUACACCAUUCUUCCAGCAGAGCUGGAGGUUCACACAGAGCAUACAGAAUAGAGUGAAAUAAUUUGAGURUAUGAACACGCUGACUGAAAGCAAAUCAAGAAUUGCACAACACAAAUGCCCAGUUGGGUUCACAAGUGAYGGCGCAGGGAAUGCAAAAUGAGCAGGGGCUGCACACACUGGGCGUGCCUGGGUACACUGACACCUCAUCCCAGAGCUGUGCUGAAUGCCAUUCCCCAGGAGAAACACUGCCAAGCUUGGACUUGCACUUCUUAAAUCAAAAAGAUAAUSUUUUAGUACCUUUAAUGAGGUGGAAUUGAGAUGUUUGUUGUUUCCAGUCAGCAUUUGCAGGUAAUAAGUCUGUAAAAGAAACUAAUAAAAUGUUCAUGAGGUUCUGCUUUCACUGGGUCUCCUGGGUUCUGGAAGACCCAAAACGCUUAUGUAAUGAUAUUACACAAAGGYAUCUCCUUGUUUGACAAGUUGGCUGGGGAUUUGAUACAUAUUUAUAUCACAAAAUGUAAAAAAUGCAGUACAGCUCRAACCACACAUAUACAGU